Messenger RNA from Manihot esculenta (cassava), 2105 nucleotides. RefSeq lists its product as uncharacterized. Gene Ontology annotation, biological process: protein transport. The coding region runs from base 317 to 1774 and encodes 485 amino acids. The record is from RefSeq and is a predicted model, not a curated record. NCBI's taxonomy places the organism in Eukaryota, Viridiplantae, Streptophyta, Magnoliopsida, Malpighiales, Euphorbiaceae. The transcript has 6 exons.
CUGUUUUUGGGUCUUCUGUUUAAUUGAUUAUUAUGAUUAUGGUUUUCUAGGGGUUGUUCAUGAAUUUUUAGUAUUUGGGUUCUGUUUUGUUUCUGAGAAGAACAAUUCGCAUUAUGUGUAAUGUUCGAAUUCUUUGACAAUCUGCUACUUUUUUCUCAGCAAUUUAAUGAAAAGUCAGGCAUUGGUCUACAUACUACUUCAUCUUUGUUAUUUAGCAGGAAACAGAAUUCUUUGACAAAUUUGUAAAACCCUACUCAAGUUGACUAUCCCGCGAAUAAAGUUGCUGAGGAAUAGGAGAGAGAUUCAGAUAAAGCAAAUGCGGCGAGACAUUGCUAAGCUUCUUGAGACUGGCCAAGAAGCCACAGCUCGCAUUCGGGUAGAGCAUAUAAUAAGAGAAGAGAACAUGAUGGCUGCUCAGGAAAUCCUUGAGCUAUUCUGUGAACUUAUAUCUGUGCGGCUUCCAAUCAUUGAAUCUCAAAGGGAAUGUCCUUUAGACUUGAAAGAAGCUAUAUCUAGUGUCUGCUUUGCUGCACCAAGAUGCGCCGAUCUGCCAGAAUUGCUGCAGGUUCAAAUGCUAUUUGCUUCCAAAUAUGGAAAGGAAUUUGUAGCCGGUGCAACUGAGCUUAUGCCAGAAUGUGGUGUAAAUCGCCAGUUGAUAGAACUCUUAUCUGUUCGUGCUCCUUCACCUGAAAUAAAAUUGAAGCUUCUGAAGGAAAUUGCUGAAGAGCAUGAAUUAGAUUGGGAUCCAGCUGCUUCUGAAACUGAGCUUUUAAAACCACAUGAAGAUUUAUUGAAUGGUCCAACACAAUUUGUUAGUGGGUCUAAGUUGCCCCUUCCAGAAGAGAAACAUGAUGAAGCAUUGAACCCUGUUACUGAUAAUGCCCUUAACAAAGAGCCCGACUCUGAUUCAGACUUUGAAGAAAUAGAUUUUCCUGAAGUUCCUAAAGUGUCUUUACGGCCAAGUGCCAGUGCUGCCUCAGUCCCAGAAAUGCAACCUAUACCUGCUACUGCCCUGCAUAGCAUUGAUCAUGAAUCAUCAUUUCAAUCCAAAAAUCCUGAAAACCUAGUGCAGGGACAUGAUUUAAAAGAUAAGGAUGUAACUGAGGAAAAACCAGUGGUUGCCAAAGACAAUAUGCCCAAUAUUAUUUUAGGUGCCAAGGAAGAAAAACAAUUUUUGCCAUUCAUUUCUCCCCCAUCUGUAGCUUCUAUCCCCCUUCCAACAACUCCAACAACAAAGAUUAACUUGCCUCCUACCUCAAGGACCAAAAGUGAGGCCAAUGUAGAUCUGCAGGAUGUUUUGGCUGCUGCUCAAGCUGCUGCAGAAACUGCUGAGCGUGCAGCAGCAGCAGCUCGUUCAGCAGCUACUCUUGCACAGGCCAGGAUUAGUCAGCUUACCAAGCAAAAUAGUGAGAAGUUCCCUGAGGAUGGUGAUGAUAAUCCAUUUCACGCAGAUAUUCCUAAUCACUCAGCUACUACAGAAAAGCCACUUUUUCAUCAUCAACUCUCUUUUGAUGAUCCCAAUGGUGUAUCAAGCUAUCAGGAUUCACAUCAGUGUCAUGAAGACUGCCAGCCGUCAGAAUUACAUGAUCUUAUUUCCUUGGACAAACUCAAAGUGGAACACAAUUCUUCUAGUGAUCACGUUCAUGAACAAGGUUCUGCUCAUCACCAACCACAGAGAUUGCCUUCAAUGGAUGACGAGUCAUACUUUUCAUACCCUAAUUUGUUUUCAUCUCAGAAUCCAAAUGUUGGAAGCAAUUCUCAAUCAGACAGAUAAUUCCUGUUCGACCCUUGAGCAUUUGAGUUGCUGGCUCUUCAAGCAUGUAUUUUCAGGUCCCUGCCAAUGAGUGGAUUCAGCAUUACGGCACUUGUACUGUACGGUGUUGAUCCUCCAUUAUUUUAUUUACAAAGUAACGAGGUGCUUAGUUCUUAUAUAGUCCAAGUGUAAUACAGUUAUGGCUGCCAAAGUUCAUCAAGGCUUUGAACAAGGAAACUUAUACAAUAGCUGAGAAGCAAUCUGAAUGGUUUGUUGUGUGAUUUGUUGAUGAGGUUUAGCAUUUCUGUACAAAGCAGCUUUAAUUUGCUAAUAAAUUUCCUCUCUUUGAAAA